Cordyceps militaris CM01 is the source of this 1386-nucleotide messenger RNA. RefSeq names its product peroxisomal targeting signal 2 receptor. The coding region runs from base 1 to 1386 and encodes 461 amino acids. Gene Ontology annotation, biological process: protein import into peroxisome matrix. Gene Ontology annotation, molecular function: protein binding. Gene Ontology annotation, cellular component: peroxisomal matrix; cytosol. The record is from RefSeq and is a predicted model, not a curated record. NCBI's taxonomy places the organism in Eukaryota, Fungi, Ascomycota, Sordariomycetes, Hypocreales, Cordycipitaceae. The transcript is spliced from 5 exons.
AUGCCAGCUGAGACAGACAGCUCUCCGUUAUUCACCCUGUACCCAAUUAGAGCGACCAGCUUACAGCGCUAUUUGCCUGUGACGUUUCUGGAGAAGCUUAUGCGGGUCCCUAGUGUCUGUCCCGAGACCAACAGCUCAAAUCGUCCCCCGGUACCUCAAUUCGUAAACCCGAAGAAGCGAUUUGGCCAGGACGCACACCCCCUUACACACCCCGCGCCUCGUGCCGUCGACUGCACCGCUAACCCCGGCCGAUCCCCCCCCCGGCCUCCGUCGCUUGCGAUCCCCCUCAAUUCCCGCCCGCCGCCCAGCAUGGCCGCCAUGCUCGAGUUUCGCACCCCAGGGUUCAACCCCUACGCGGUCAAGUACUCGCCCUACUACGACUCGCGCAUCGCCGUCGCCUCGGCCGCCAACUUUGGCAUCGUCGGCAACGGGCGCCUCUAUUCGCUCGCGCUCACGGCGCAGGGCGUCCAGGUAGAAAAGUCCUUUGACACAAACGACUCUCUUUACGAUCUCGCCUGGUCCGAAAUCAACGAGAAUCAGCUCAUUGUCGCGUGCGGCGAUGGCUCUCUCAAGCUCUAUGACCUCGGCGUCGACGAAUUCCCCGUCAUGAACUUUCACGAACACAAGCGCGAGACGUUUUCCGUCUGUUGGAAUCCAGUCACCAAAGACACCUUUGUCUCUAGUUCUUGGGACGGCACAGUCAAAAUUUUCUUUCCCCCCCCGGAACAGUGGUCGCCCACGCGAAACUUUUCCAUCAAGACGCUGCCGAUCGGCAACUGCACGUACAGCACCUCGUUCUGCCCGUCCAACCCGGCGCUGAUAUCCGCCGUCUCGUCCGACUCGCACCUGCGGCUGUUUGACCUGCGGACGCCGUCGUCGGCCAAGUACCACCUCGUGGCGUCGAUCCCCGUGCACGCGCCGCCGCCGGGCAUGGGCGGCGUGGGCGUGGGCAGCGGCGCGACGCCAUCGGAGCUCCUCACGCACGACUGGAACAAGUACAACGACACCGUCGUCGCGACGGCCGGCGUCGACCGCGUCAUUCGCACGUUUGACAUUCGCAGCCCCAACGGCGGGCCCCUGGCGCUCAUGCAGGGCCACGAGUACGCCGUCCGCAAGGUCGCGUGGAGCCCGCACGCCAGCGACGUCCUCAUCAGCGCCAGCUACGACAUGACGGUGCGCCUGUGGAACGACGGCGGCGGCUCCGCGGCGCACGGUCCGGCCGCUGGCGCGCGCGUCGGCCGCCAGAUGGGCAUCAUGAACCGACACACAGAAUUUGUCACCGGCGUCGACUGGUGCCUCUUUGGCGUCGGCGGCUGGGUGGCCUCGGUCGGCUGGGACGAGAGGGUGCUGCUGUGGGAUGCCAACAUGCUCAUGGGGCAUAGGUAG